Penicillium canariense is the source of this 3792-nucleotide messenger RNA. RefSeq names its product inositol polyphosphate kinase VIP1. The record is from RefSeq and is a predicted model, not a curated record. Gene Ontology annotation, molecular function: diphosphoinositol pentakisphosphate kinase activity; 5-diphosphoinositol pentakisphosphate 1-kinase activity; inositol hexakisphosphate kinase activity. NCBI's taxonomy places the organism in Eukaryota, Fungi, Ascomycota, Eurotiomycetes, Eurotiales, Aspergillaceae. Gene Ontology annotation, biological process: inositol metabolic process; inositol phosphate biosynthetic process. The coding region runs from base 1 to 3792 and encodes 1263 amino acids. The transcript has 2 exons. Gene Ontology annotation, cellular component: cytosol.
AUGGAUCCCGACGAUGGAAACCCCAGCGCCUCGCCCGCUGAUGCGCACUCGCUUGAAGGCAACUUGGACAAUAGCUCAGGCUCGUCGGCGCCGCCACUCAUGGAACUGGAACCGGAGCAGGAGCAGAAAGACCAACCCCUCGCCGAGCCUUUGAUGUCAGCUCGGAUUCAUGGCCAACCCUCUCCGGUCAAACCGGCGAGAAUUGACAUGCAAGAUCCUCGCUCGGGCACCAGAAUCGGGCAAUCGACUCGCUCAUCCAGCCGGGCUCCACGGCGAUUUAGUGGGAGCACUGCGGCCAGUACCGCCGCCAGCUCCAUCAGCGAGUUAGAGGCUGGCGGCUCCAAGCCCUGGAGACUCGGCGUGUGUGCCUUGGAUGUUAAGGCGCGCAGCAAGCCAAGUCAGAAUAUCCUCACGCGGCUUCAAGCGAAGGGUGACUUCGAGGUCAUCGUUUUUGGUGACAAGGUGAUCCUCGACGAAGCGGUGGAGAAUUGGCCGGUCUGUGACUUCCUGAUCGCCUUCUUCUCCGACGGGUUUCCUCUCGACAAGGCGAUUGCAUAUGCCAAACUGCGAAGGCCAUUCUGUGUCAACGACUUGCCGAUGCAGAAGGUGUUGUGGGACCGGCGGUUGUGCUUGAGAAUUCUGGACCAGAUGGGUGUUCCUACUCCCAAGAGGCUGGAGGUGAACCGUGAUGGCGGACCGGUUUUGGAAUCGGCGGAGCUUGCUCAACAUAUUCACCAACUGACUGGAGUCCGACUCGAGGGCCCGGAUGAUGGAACCGGAGGUGGUGCGCCCCGAACUCAACAUGUCUCGAUGUCGGAAGAUGGAGAAUCGUUAGUGGUGGACGGCAAGGUCUUCCGAAAGCCAUUUGUGGAAAAGCCAGUCAAUGGCGAGGAUCACAAUAUUCACAUUUACUUUCCUAAUGACCAACAGUACGGGGGCGGAGGCCGCAAGCUCUUUCGCAAAGUCGGCAACAAGAGUUCCGAGUACGAUCCAGACAUGUCUGUGCCCCGAUCAGUGACAGAGAACGAGACAAGCUACCUAUACGAGCAAUUCCUUCGGGUGGACAACGCCGAAGAUGUCAAAGCGUACACGGUUGGGCCGGACUUCUGCCAUGCGGAGACACGCAAGUCCCCCGUGGUCGAUGGUCUCGUCCGACGCAACACCCAUGGGAAAGAGCUUCGGUAUAUUACCAAAUUAAGCAAAGAGGAAGCAGCCAUUGCCUCUAAGAUCUCGAAUGGCUUUGGGCAGAGGAUCUGCGGCUUUGACAUGCUCCGUGUGGGAGAGAAAAGCUAUGUGAUUGACGUCAACGGUUGGAGUUUCGUCAAAGACAACAACGAUUACUAUGACAAGUGUGCCAAUAUUCUUCGGGACACCUUCUUGGCCGAGAGACGCAAGGGUGAAGCGGUCAUGGAGCCUUCGGAACCGCCAUCUCCGGACAUGGGCUCCUCCCGCCGCAGCACGGCAGGGUCUCAUCGUCAGGCGUUAAAAACGCUGCUCAAGUCCCCAAGCACGUCCAGGCUCUAUGGAAGUCAAAGUGCGCACAAAGGGCACGAAACAGCCCCCUCGGAAGUGUCCCCCGCUGCGCCGUUAACCACACCCUCAGCCGGUCUCGAGACUGUAGAUGCAGGAGUCAAUUCGAGUAACUUGAACUCUCAAGAAAAUCGCUCUGAUGCCCGCGGAUACAGUCCAGCGAAUACCAAAUCCCCCGCCGUCUCGAUUCACCAGGCUGGUGACGGCGCUGCUCCUCCACUUCCUGCGUCUAAGCAUUCGUGGAAACUGAAGGGGAUGGUGGCCGUCAUCCGUCAUGCCGAUCGCACUCCGAAGCAGAAGUUCAAGUUCACCUUCCACAGUCAACCAUUCGUCGAUCUGCUGAAGGGCCAUCAAGAGGAGGUCGUGAUCAAAGGGGCAGCAGCAUUAUCCAGCGUUUCUGAUGCCGUAAAGAUCGCCAUGGAACAGGGACUGGAGGAUAUGGAGAAGCUCAAGUUGCUCCGCACUUCGUUGGAAAAGAAGGGCGCUUGGCCCGGUACGAAAGUGCAGAUCAAGCCGAUGUUCCGGAAGCGCAGGCCAGAGGAGAUGCGAGAGCCAACUUCAGUUACCACACCCACUGCGCCCAAUGCGCCUGCGGCGAGUGAUAAUCUCCUUGAGGAGCCCCUCUCGCCCGUGGUCAGCGAAACCGCAGCUGAAACUGAGGCUUUGCGCCGGUCCCAGACGCGAAGUGAUUCCAUCUCUGGCGCCACCUUCUCGCGCUUUUCUGCAGUGGAGAAUGAUUUGAUCCUGGAUAAACUCCAGCUCGUAAUCAAGUGGGGAGGAGAGCCCACCCAUGCCGCCCGAUACCAAUCCCAGGAUUUGGGGAUGAAUAUGCGGGAUGAUCUCAAACUGAUGAACAAGGAAGCUCUGAAUAACGUUCGGCUCUUCACCAGUUCCGAACGGAGAGUGAGCACAAGUGCUCAAAUUUGGGCCUGCUCAUUUCUCGAUCAAAAAGAGAUUCCUGAGGACUUCAUUCAAGUCCGAAAGGAUCUUCUUGACGAUUCCAAUGCAGCGAAGGAUGUCAUGGACAAAGUCAAGAAAAAGCUGAAACUACUACUGCGAGAGGGGUCCGCUCCCUCUCAAUUUGCGUGGCCUAAGGACAGUAAUAUUCCAGAGCCGUCCGUUGUUCUGGCUACGGUGGUUGAGUUGAUGAAGUUCCAUCGAAGUGUAAUGCGACACAACUUCGAGCAGCUCGAAGCCUCCUCCUUCUCCUUGAAGAACCCGGGAGACGGGGAUUUGUUGAACCAGCAAGAUCCUCAAUCAGAGCAUCCGGACAUCUCCACCAUCCAAGGGCGCUGGUGUGCUGGAGAGGACCCGCGGCUAUUCAAGGAGCGCUGGGAGAAGCUCUUUGCCGAGUUCUGCGACACGGAGAAGGUUGACCCCAGCAAACUAUCCGAACUCUACGAUAGCAUGAAAUUCGAUGCGCUUCAUAAUCGACAAUUCCUGGAGUGGGUUUUCAUGCCACCCGAUAGCGAUCGUGACGAUGACGACGACCGGUGUAGCGUCAAAGGCAGAAGUCCCUCGAAGUCCGACUCGACCUCUGAAAGCAAGGUUGGAAUCGAGUCAGCUAGCGAGAAGGCUGAGGAGCGCAGUGAAAGCCAGACAUUUGUCCAUCGCUUUGGGUUGAAGAAACGGCUUCAAGCCCUCGAAUCGUUGCCGCAUCUUCGGGCCCUGGACGAUUCCUACGAUCAUUACUUCAAGCUGUACCCGGGCUCCAGUUCAAACAAGUGCAAGAUGGAUGAGCGCCUUUCGAAGCUUCGAGAGCUGUACAAGCUAGCGAAGGUCCUGUUCGACUAUGUGACGCCGCAAGAAUACGGCAUCACAGACAGUGAGAAGUUGGAGAUUGGCCUGCUCACCUCUCUCCCGCUUCUGCAAGAAAUUGUGCACGACCUCGAAGAGGUCCAGGCUUCGGAUGAUGCGAAAUCCUUCUUCUAUUUUACUAAGGAGUCCCACAUCUAUACCCUGUUGAACUGCAUAUUAGAGGGAGGCAUUCAGACCAAGAUUGCUCGCCGUGCAAUUCCGGAACUUGACUACCUGUCACAAAUCUGCUUUGAGCUCUAUGAGGCCCGGGACAGCGACAAUGCCGUCAAUCCUUACUCCUAUUCCAUCCGGAUCUCCAUUAGCCCCGGCUGCCACGCCUUCGAUCCACUCGAUGUGCAGCUCGACUCCCGGCACUCCAUCGGUUGUGCCCCACGACGCAGUCUAACCGCCCAUCAUGACUGGAAAGAGGUGAUUGAGACCCUCAAAGCCAAAUUUGAUACGUAA